Epinephelus lanceolatus (giant grouper) is the source of this 5067-nucleotide messenger RNA. It is a transcript of the gene sh3pxd2b, whose product is annotated as SH3 and PX domains 2B. Gene Ontology annotation, cellular component: cytoplasm. Lineage: Eukaryota; Metazoa; Chordata; Actinopteri; Perciformes; Serranidae. The record is from RefSeq and is a predicted model, not a curated record. Gene Ontology annotation, biological process: superoxide anion generation. Gene Ontology annotation, molecular function: superoxide-generating NADPH oxidase activator activity; phosphatidylinositol binding; protein binding.
CAGCUUUAAGUGUAUGGAUUGAACCCGUGGCUGCCUGACGCUGGAGGGUUGGUCCAUGCAACAUAAUGAAGCGUCCCAGUCCCUCAAAUGGGAGUGGGCGAGCUGGGAUAGGCUGGGAGUUUGGUUGGGAACCGUCAGCGAGACGGGACCAGGCACAAGAAGACGAAGGGGAGGGAAACGAAGAACCGAGCGACUCAUAACUUGUGGCUCGUGAGCGGCUGAAUGUUGGACAGGAAAUUAGACGUAGACAGUUUUACGGAAAGCAGCAUUUGUUGCGUUCAGGGGUCACGGAGCGGCGCGGAUGACAAAGAAGCGACGCCGGGCAAACUUUCUCAGCCGGGUUUAAUCGCUCCUAAAACCCGACAGGGAAUUCUGUUUUUCUUUUUCUUUGUAACCUGAGGUGUACAGAAGAGGACAUCACCAUGCCACGGCGCACCGUGCAAGAAGUAACAGUGCAGGAUGUCCAGAAGCGGAGAAAUCCCAACAAACACUACGUUUACAUCAUCAAAGUGUCCUGGAGUGAUGGCAGUACAGAAAUCAUUUACAGACGCUACAGCAAGUUCUUUGACCUCCAGAUGGAAUUGCUGGACAAAUUCCCAGUGGAAGGAGGCCAAAAAGACCCUAAGCGCAGGAUCAUUCCAUUCCUACCAGGGAAGAUCCUGUUUAGGAGAAGCCAUAUCAGGGAUGUGGCCAUGAAAAGGCUAAGGCCCAUCAAUGAAUACUGCAGGGCCCUCAUUCAGCUGCCAGUCUACAUCUCCCAGUGCGAGGAGGUCAGAGUGUUUUUUGAGACCAGACCUGAAGACCUCAACCCACCCAAGGAGGAACCCAUCGGAAAGAAGAAAUCAGGGAUUGUGGAGAGAGCGACUACUUUCCUAAAGCGAGGUGAUGCCACCUCAGCAGACCCUCUCCUCCUCGACCAGUAUGUGGCAGUAACAGACUAUGAGAAGCAGGAGAGCUCUGAGGUCAGCCUACAUGUGGGGCAGGUGGUGGAGGUUAUAGAGAAAAAUGAGUCUGGGUGGUGGUUUGUCAGCUCAGAUGAUGCCCAGGGCUGGGUUCCUGCCACCUGCCUUGAAGCACAGGAUGACCCCGAUGACUUCUCUUUUCCAGGGGAAGAAGUGCCUCGGAGAUUCUGGUCACUGCCAAGGCACGUGGGUCGUCGCAGAACUUUAGGGGAUCUAUUCAGCACAGGCUUUGGGCAAGAGGAGAAGUAUUCAGUGAUUUACCCGUACUCGGCCAGGGACCAGGAUGAGAUCGACCUGGAGAGAGGCAUGAUUGUCGAGGUGAUUCAGAAGAACCUGGAGGGCUGGUGGAAGAUCAGGUACCAGGGCCGUGAGGGCUGGGCCCCAGCCUCCUACCUGAAGAAGACUGACAUCCAGGGCCAGAAGCAGUCAGCAGGCGCUGGUGUUCAUGCCAGCACCAAUGACCUAGAUGGGUUUUCUAAACAGAACCAGCAAAACAACGCAGCCAAAGAGAACCGAGACAACAGCCAAAAAGAAAACAGACUCUCAUUUUUUUCUGACAGCAAAAGCAAAGUGGGAGCAAGACACAGACCUCCUCCACGCAGAGAUCUUACCAUUCCACGUGGUACAAACCUACCCAAGCCACCUGUACCUCCUCAGGUUGAGGAAGAGUUCUACACCAUAGCAGACUUCCAGACUACCAUCCCUGAUGGUAUUAGCUUCCAAGCAGGAAUCAAAGUUGAGGUGAUCGAGAAGAAUAGUGGUGGUUGGUGGUACAUCCAGAUAGAUGACAAAGAGGGCUGGGCCCCUGCCACCUUUAUCGACAAGUACAAGAAGACCAGUAAUGCCCUGCGACCUAAUUUCCUUGCCCCUCUGCCCAAUGAGAUGGAGAAGCUGAGACUUGAAGACGGUGGUUCUUCAGGCACAGACGACAGCUGGUCCAAGCCUUUACCAGAUGAGCCAACCACAGCCCCUGACUCCUGUGCCCGGCCUAAGCUGAGAGAUUGGAAGUCCGGUGCCAGCAAGACUGGGCCUUUACCACCAGCCCCAGCCGCCCCUCCAGCUGAAGAGAAACCGGCUCUGCCACCUCGUAGGGAGUCCAUUAAUAAGAGCUUUGAAUUGGAGGUAUCCGAGAAAGUGAGGGUUGAUCAUUCCAAACCUUUGCCUCCAAAGCCCCCAGCUCCUGGGGUCAUAAUGCCACUGGUUACACCCAAAGCACCCCCCUUCAAACAGGACAAACCACCAGAGACCAAGAAAGAAGAUAAGAGCAAAGCUCUUCACCUCCGAAAUGAGAUGGGUCUUGAAUGUGGCCACAAGAUCUCUGCCAAAGAGGUGAAGAAGUUUAAUCUGAAACCCGUACCUAAACAGCCACCAAAACCCAAAGCAGAGGUGCAGGAGGAGAAACCAGAGGUAGCUGGUCCAGCAGUGUUCAUGAAGCCGAAGCCAGUGAUCCGACCUAAACCUGCCCCAGCUGCAAAGCCAGAUCCUCCGGCUGAGAACAAACUAGACAUCACCAACCUGAGAAGCAAGCUGAGGCCAUCGAAACCUGCGGAUCCUGGCUCCGCGUCAGCUGAGGUGAACCAUCAAAAUGACACCACAGUAAAUAGUUCCCAUCCCAGUGCCCCCUCUAGUUCCCCCCCAAUUCAUAUCCCUACUCUCAACAAUGGUAAGCACUGCGACGAGCCAAAACUUCCCCCAAAACACAUGAAUGGUCAUAGCCAGGAGAGCUCAUCACCCCCUGCAAAACCAGCAGUGCCCCCCCACAAGGAUCCCCCACAGAGACCCCCUGCCAUGGCUCCAAGGAGACCUCCUCCUCCCAAGAAGACCGACCCAUCCAGCCCGACUGAGCCCAAAGCUCCAGCCCCUCUAAGAGAAAUCCAGGAUCCUCCCAAGGGCCCGGCACCUCAACUCAGCAGACCCCCUCCCCCUAAACCCAAAGCAUUUGCUCAGGCACCUCCAAGCAAAGAGAAAGAAGAGCCCAAAAUGAAUAAAGUCCCAAUUCCUCCCAAGCCCCAGGUGAAGAGUGAGAAGCCGGGGCCGCCAAAGGACAAGCUUCCACCUUUACUCAUGGAGCCCAGUAAGGAUGAGCUGUAUCUAGCUGUGGCGGACUUUGAAGGGGAUGACCAAACAUCCAGCUUCAAGGUGGGUACGGUGUUUGAGGUUCUGGAAAAAAACAGCAGCGGCUGGUGGUUCUGUAAAAAUGUAGGACAAGACGUUGAGAGCUGGAUUCCCUCAAAUUACCUGAGCAAGAAACCUUAGUGUGUUGCCAUAUGAAUAAAUAAACAAACUAAUGAUUUAAAUGAACAAAAUAUCACUACUUUGUAGCUUAAUAGCAUCUUUUUUUAAUUUAUAGGUACCUUUUGUUUUUUUAAAGUGACAUGUUUUUGUUAUGUUGCAUUUUGAUAAAAAAAAAAAAAAUUCUACCUAAACUGAACCAGCAAUAACACAUGACCUUGUUGGGUCUUGUGAUGUUUACUUUUGUCUUUAUCGUCGUUUUACAUUUAAAAGAAAGUAAGUUGCUUUUGUUGCCAUAUGCUAGUCUCAGCCUUUGUCAGUCUUGCCAAUAAAUAGGCUAGACGCUAGAGCAGCAGUAAAUGUAUCUCCACCCAUGCCUUCUAUGAUAUGGUGCCUCUAUAUUAUAUGCAAAGUGCUUCAGUGCUUAAUAUACUGUAUGCAACUGUAGGCAUAGUCCUUGUUGGAAACUAAAAAACCUUUGACUAAAAAUCUACAUCCCAGGAUAAAACACUAGUUGUUCAAAUCCAGCAGUAGACAAAAAAAAAAAUCAUAUAUCCCUUAAAUAAAGGCUGCACAUGAACUCACUGGGGGAGUUCAAUGACUACAUCUGGGCUCUCAAGUGCUAUUAGCAAUUACUAAAAGAGAUGUCUUUGCCAAGUAGAAGUGCUGUUUGUUAUACAAGAAACAUGCAUAUUCGUUUUUGUGCUAUUGUAAUGCUUUUCAUCGUGGACUGCAUAAUUCAUGUUGCAGUGACUUGUAAAGGUGUGCACUUUUUCAGUCAUUUCAUAUGAGAUCACUUUGGGGUUUGCACAUGCUGAAGGAAGCCAGAGUGCAUUGUUUUUUUUAGUUUGACAUUUGUAUUAGCAAUGUUCUUUUUUUAUACGCACUGUAAAAAAAAAAAAAAAAAAAUCCACCAAUGUAAAGAUGAGACUGACAAGUUGAAAAGAAGCUCUCUGUCAAAGUAUUUUAACAUGAUUAUGUUAUGUUACACCCAAACAAUAAGUGAAAUGUGACUUGCAGAGCACAUCUGUCUGUACCAGAUGUCUGACCUAAGAAAUAAGUGAUUACAUGUUUUGUGCAAUGAUUUACAGUAUUGUAAGUGUACAGUCUGUUCAUAACCGUGGUUUGGUGCUCAAAUAACAGCGAAAGGACGACCAUUGUAUAAAAAUAAUGUUUUACAUAAAUGCUUGACUGGUCUCAAGCAUGGUCAGUAUAGCAAAUUAUUUUUUAUUGUACAGAAAUGAGAGGCAUAUCAUAGCUGUUGUCACUUUUUCUUUGAUGGUCCAUCUGUAAGGUCUUUAACUCUGUACUGAUGAAGGGAUUAGAGGAAGAAAGAGCCAAGAAGGAGCUGUGUUUGUAGGUUUAUGGGGAAAUACAGAGGGUUGUGUCAUUUUUGUUUCUGUGUCUGUCGAGAUACAAAAAGUCACUCAAGAAAAGUAUGUGACACAACUGGCUGCUAAUGUCACACCAAGUGGUCCAGAAAUUGUUGUCUACUAUUCAUUUUUUGAAUGAAGCGUUAGGUUUACGAAACAGUUGAUAAGCAAAAUUGGAACAUAAAAAUGUACUGUACAUUCAUGGUUCUCUAAACAAUCAGACAAGGCUACAAGCUGUAACUCUGCUUCUAGUCGCUAUAUUAUUCCACCUUCCAGCUAUGUUUUAUAAAGAAAGGACAGAAUGUUACCAACUACUAAGAAGAAAUUGUAUAAUUGAGGAGAAAAAGAAGGAAGCUACAGUACAAUGUAAGGCAAAUGUAUGGGUUGAUGGUGUCAUCAUUUCAGUAUUGUAAUCUUAUUUACUUUUUUUGCUAUGUAUUUUUCAUUACAUUGUGUCUUCUUUUACUUAAUUCAAUAAAAGUUUAAGAUUUUUCAGUUCA